AUGGCUAUUACUAAACCCACCACUUUGCCCUGCAGGUAUUGGUCUAACCAUGGCACGAGCCCUCGCAUUCAACGGCGCACGGAAAGUGUACAUCUUGGGCCGCCGACUGGAAGUGCUUCAAACGGCAGCCAAGGAGCACCCCAGUCUAAUCCCACACCAGUGCAACGUGACAUCGAAAGAAAUCUCCAAUCUGCCGUAGACCGCAUUACGACCGAGGUAGGAUACGUGAACCUCGUCAUCGCCAACUCUGGCAGUAUCGGACCUCCAGCAUGCUACAACCCAGCCGCUUCUCUUUCAGAGCCGCGCCAGACCCUAUUCACCAAUUUCUCCAUGGAUGAAAUGAACUACACCCUACAUCUCAACAUCACAGCCGCUUUCUUCACCAUGACCGCAUUCCUCGGGUUGCUCGACGCUGGCACCAGAAACGCGCUGCAAGGCGUUUUCGGAAAGCCCGUCAGAGAGGGCAGUGAUGUCCCGUCGACCCAGAGCCAGGUCAGUUUCACUACCAGUAUCUCGGCCUUCAGUCAACAUUAUUCGUCCUUGCCCCCGUACUUAGCCAGCAAGGUUGCUAUCAUGCAGGUGGCUAAACAGGCUAGCACUCAAUUGACGAGGUCUGGUAUUCGUGUGAAUGUUAUCGCUCCGGGAAGCAUUUUUACAGUCUAUCCUUCUAAUCUGGCUUCCGUGCUUACUCAAGACCGCAACCCUGAAGAAGAAACUUUUCGACAACCAGAGGUUUAUCCCCGCUAG
Messenger RNA from Aspergillus pseudotamarii, 747 nucleotides. RefSeq names its product SDR family oxidoreductase. The transcript is spliced from 2 exons. The coding region runs from base 1 to 747 and encodes 248 amino acids. Lineage: Eukaryota; Fungi; Ascomycota; Eurotiomycetes; Eurotiales; Aspergillaceae. The record is from RefSeq and is a predicted model, not a curated record.